AUGUCAGCCUUUGCUUUGGUCGUGCCGACCUUCCGCUCCCAAGAAGGCCGAGCAAAGGCCGGCACAAAGGUCGGCAUUGAAACGCCGGGAGGAAAAGGUCGGCACGAGCAAAGGCCUUCAAAGGCCAGCCGGCAUAAAAGGUCGGCAAAGGCCGGCAGGAAGAGUCGGCAAAGGCCUCAGUGCAGCAAAAGGCCGGCAGCGGAAGCAGCACGUGGCAAAGCCCGGCAAAGGCUGACAUACAAGGUUGGCAAAGGCCCGCAGCGUAAGGCCGGCAGCGGAAGGUCGCCAAAGGCCUGGAGCGAAAGGCCGGCAGCGGAAGCGGCACGUGGCAAAGGCCGGCAAACGCUGGCAUACACUGUCGGCAAAGGCCGGCUGCGGAAGGCCGCUGAGCGGAAGGCGGGCACCGGAAGGUCGGCACGACAAAGCCCGGCAAAGGCUGGCAUAAAAAGCCCGGCAAAGGCCGGCAGCAGAAGGUCGGCACGUGGCAAGGCCGGCAAACGCUGGCAUAGAAGGUCGGCAAAGGCCUGCAACGGAAGGUCGGCACGUGGCAAAGAGUGCAAAGGCCGGCAAUGGCAUAGACGUCGGCAAAGGCCGGCAGCCGCAAGGCCGGCAGCCGAAGGUGGGAAGCGGAAGGUCGGCACGACAAAGCCCGGCAAAGGCUGGCAUAAAAUGUCCGCAUCGGGAGGCCUGCAGCGGAAGGCCGGCAGCGGAAAGUCGGCACGUGGCGAAGGCCUGGAACAGCUGGCAUGA
Molecule: messenger RNA, 750 nt
Organism: Klebsormidium nitens
Lineage: Eukaryota; Viridiplantae; Streptophyta; Klebsormidiophyceae; Klebsormidiales; Klebsormidiaceae
Source: the annotation of a GenBank genome assembly